GCCUUCUGUGUUUGGUGAACACAUCAAUACACACCGUCAAGAAAGAGUGAUAUUCUCAGAUGUAUCCAAACAUCCGACCACAAAGAAAAUGAGUUUAACAGCAUGAAAACUAGAUCGAUGGCCUUGUUUCUGUAUAAAGCUAGCUAGCUCCAUCAUCUACUUUAUAAAUAUCCAUCUCUUGCUGCAUCUCUCCUAUUUCCAGCAUCGAUUUGUGUAGGAAAGACAGCAAAGCGAGAAGCUCUUGCAACCAUGGCAUUCCCGAAUCAGUCGGCGGAGGCCUCUCCCCAGAGAAAAAUGGGUCGGGGAAAGAUCGAGAUCAAACGGAUCGAAAACACGACCAAUCGUCAAGUCACUUUCUGCAAGCGCCGAAAUGGCUUGCUCAAGAAGGCCUAUGAAUUGUCAGUUCUCUGUGAUGCUGAGGUUGCUCUCAUCGUCUUCUCAAACCGCGGCCGCCUUUACGAAUAUGCCAACAACAGUGUCAAAGAAACAAUUCAGAGGUACAAGAAGGCAUGCUCAGACUCCUCCAAUACUGGGUCAGUUUCUGAACUGAAUGCUCAGUACUAUCAGCAAGAAGCUGCCAAAUUGCGUGUGCAAAUCGGAAAUUUGCAGAAUUCAAACAGGCACAUGCGAGGCGAGUCUCUCAGCUCUUUAAAUCUAAGGGAGCUCAAGAACCUGGAGACUCGGCUGGAGAGAGGCAUUAGCAGGAUUCGAUCCAAAAAGAAUGAGCUGUUAUUUGCAGAAAUCGAACUUAUGCAAAAGAGGGAAAUUGAUUUGCAUAACAAUAACCAGUACCUUCGAGCUAAGAUAGCAGAGAGUGAGAGAGUGCAGCAGCAGAUGACCUUGAUGCCAGCGGGAGGGUCUGACUAUGAGCUGAUGCCACCCCAGCCAUUUGAUGCUCGAAACUAUCUUCAAGUCAAUGAGCUGCAAAUCAAUCAUCAGUACUCUCGCCCAGACCAAACAGUCCUUCAGCUAGUUUAAUUCAUUUGCUGAUGGAGUUUUCUGCUGUUCCCUCCCGGUGAUCUUGGAUUAAGCAGAUGAAAUCCCCGCUUUCUUUGGAAAUACUAUAUAUAUGUGAACCGGAGAUUGACUUGUUGAAGCUUUUGUACUCCCUCAUAAUGUUCUGGCUUCAUUGAUAUAUGGUCAAGGACUCCUGUUUGUAUUGUUCAAGAACUUAUUUUGCUUUUGCAAUGUGAUACUUGACCUUAUACAGCUUCCAGUUAAACGAUAAAUUGUUGCCGUCGAACUAUGUUUCUUGAGCUAUGCUCUAAUCAUAGUUAUGCUUACUAUA
This is a messenger RNA of Diospyros lotus (date-plum), 1288 nucleotides long. RefSeq names its product agamous-like MADS-box protein MADS1. Lineage: Eukaryota; Viridiplantae; Streptophyta; Magnoliopsida; Ericales; Ebenaceae. Gene Ontology annotation, biological process: positive regulation of transcription by RNA polymerase II. Bases 250 to 978 code for a protein of 242 amino acids. Gene Ontology annotation, cellular component: nucleus. The transcript has 9 exons. Gene Ontology annotation, molecular function: DNA-binding transcription factor activity, RNA polymerase II-specific; protein dimerization activity; RNA polymerase II cis-regulatory region sequence-specific DNA binding. The record is from RefSeq and is a predicted model, not a curated record.